Cyclopterus lumpus (lumpfish) is the source of this 2723-nucleotide messenger RNA. It is a transcript of the gene gnai1, whose product is annotated as guanine nucleotide binding protein (G protein), alpha inhibiting activity polypeptide 1. Gene Ontology annotation, molecular function: G protein-coupled serotonin receptor binding; GTP binding; GTPase activity. The coding region runs from base 392 to 1456 and encodes 354 amino acids. Gene Ontology annotation, biological process: adenylate cyclase-modulating G protein-coupled receptor signaling pathway. Gene Ontology annotation, cellular component: heterotrimeric G-protein complex. The record is from RefSeq and is a predicted model, not a curated record. The transcript has 9 exons. Lineage: Eukaryota; Metazoa; Chordata; Actinopteri; Perciformes; Cyclopteridae.
GACCGGAAGUAGAUGGUCGCCGCUGACGGAACACGCCGAGCAGCUCUCUCUCGCCAGUUGAAGUCGCCGCCGCAACGAAGGGAGGCGAACGGGCGGAGGAGACAUCAUUAAUGAAUUGUUUGGCUCUUCAAAUAUCUUUCCCUCGGACGCAAGGAGGAUUUUUAACCCGACACAAAUCCCCGCUGGCUUAGAAGAAACGCCGUGCCAUUUUUUGGGGGAGGGGGGAGUCGAAACCCUUUUAUUUCUUCUGAAACAGAUCGAUUGCCUGUCAUUAAAAAAAAAAGGGCGUGUGUGCGGAGCGAAGGCUGUUUUAACCAUUUAAUGUGGGUAUAUAUGGUAUUUUAGGUCUUUUUUUUAACACCUACCUGGGUCUUGAAGGACACAGUCGAGGAUGGGAUGCACACUGAGCACGGAGGACAAGGCGGCGGUGGAGCGCAGCAAGAUGAUCGACAGGAAUCUGCGGGACGACGGGGAGAAGGCGGCCAGGGAGGUCAAGCUGCUGCUGCUCGGUGCCGGCGAAUCGGGGAAGAGUACAAUCGUCAAGCAGAUGAAGAUCAUCCACGAGGCCGGCUACUCAGAAGAGGAAUGUAAGCAGUACAAGGCGGUGGUCUACAGCAACACCAUCCAGUCCAUCAUCGCCAUCAUCAGAGCCAUGGGGCGCCUCAAGAUCGACUUCGGCGACGCCGCAAGAGCUGACGAUGCGCGACAGCUGUUUGUGCUGGCGGGCUCAGCGGAGGAAGGCUUCAUGACGGGAGAGCUGGCCGGCGUCAUCAAGCGACUGUGGAAGGACGGAGGUGUUCAAGCCUGCUUCAGCCGCUCCCGCGAAUAUCAGCUCAACGACUCGGCGGCAUACUACUUGAACGAUCUGGACAGGAUAUCCCAGGCCACCUACAUCCCAACCCAGCAGGAUGUCCUGAGGACUCGAGUCAAAACCACAGGCAUCGUGGAGACCCACUUCACAUUCAAGGACCUGCACUUCAAAAUGUUUGACGUUGGCGGGCAGCGGUCUGAGAGGAAGAAGUGGAUCCAUUGCUUCGAGGGUGUGACCGCCAUCAUCUUCUGCGUGGCCCUCAGUGACUACGACCUGGUGCUGGCUGAGGACGAGGAGAUGAACCGGAUGCACGAGAGUAUGAAGCUGUUCGACAGCAUCUGCAACAACAAGUGGUUCACGGACACCUCCAUCAUCCUCUUCCUUAACAAGAAGGACCUGUUUGAGGAGAAGAUCAAGAAGAGCCCUCUGACCAUCUGCUACCCAGAAUACGCCGGCUCCAACACGUACGAGGAAGCCGCCGCCUACAUCCAGUGUCAGUUUGAGGACCUGAACAAGAGGAAGGACACCAAGGAGAUUUACACCCACUUCACCUGCGCCACGGACACCAAGAAUGUGCAGUUUGUCUUCGACGCCGUCACCGACGUCAUCAUCAAGAACAACCUGAAAGACUGCGGCCUCUUCUGAGGAGAAUGGCAACGAAGAUGACCUUUUACAUUUUAUUUUCUCUUGGAGGCGGAGCCAGAUUUAUUGUGCAUCUUUGGUGGGGAAGAUGAGAAGAGUCGGGAGGAUCAGUCACGGACCAGUGCUGUACUAUAUGCCACUUUUAACAGCUUUAUUUAUGUUUUUUUUUUUUUUUUUGUCUUCGGGACAUUUUGAACUAGCGUUACGUCAUUUGUGUAAGAUGUUUGUAUCAUUGUAAAAGCGUCGCCGCAAAAAAGAAAAAGAAAAAAGAAGGAACAAAUAUAUAUUUUUGUUUUCGUUUUUUUAAUUUUUUCGAGGAAGAGGAGGAAUUCAUGUUUUUGCUGUUCCUUCUGCAGCCGCCUCUGGAAAAGGACGCUUUGUUGUUGGUGGAAAUGCUUCUUUUCUUCCUUCCCUUCAACAACAAAGGGAAGAAAAGGGGUCCGACUUUGAGUCCAGUCUGUUGGUACUUGUGCCUUCGCAUGCCUUUUACUGCGGCCGUGGUCCCAAUGCUUGUUCUGUUGCCUGCUGAAUUGUUCUAAACAUUAAGAGGUCAACUGUUUUCAUAUGUUAGUCCCUGCUAUCUUUACCUGUGCACACCACUGAGCUAUCGGGAGGAGGAAGAGUCUGGUCUGCAGAUACAUGGGUCUCCAUGGUGACCGACAUGUAGCCUCCACAGUCGUCGUCGUCGUCGUCGUCGUCGUCGUCGUCGUCCCCCCCACCAGCCAUGACAAUGGAGGGCCUCUCUGGCCCGAUCACGCAGUACAAUACUGAGAUGUAUAUUGUUACAUGUGCCCCGCAGAUCUGGGGUUCUGGUUUUUAAACUGUACAAAAUAUCCAUUCUUCCCAAUCAUUCGGAAAAAUGGUUAGUUUAGGCCUCGAGCUCACAAUACGCUGGAGUGUUUAUAGUACAAAGACCAGGGUAGGCACGUUUUAUUGUGUAUUUUAAUGUAUUUGGAGGAGAGGUUUCGGUGUUGAGGAGAGGGGGGGGGGGAACUACAGAAAAAGAAGGUUGAAAAGAGGACGAGGUCUGGAAUGUUUUAAGGUUCAGACCUGGGUCCCGCUCGAGGAUCCACAAAGCCUUUUUCAGUCGGGUGAUGGAAAGGGAGGCGGUCGAGCGAGCCAAGAGGAGAGACAGAUAUGGUCCUGGAUCUGUUCAUAUAAAGAAACUGCCACAAUUGUCAAUGUGUGUGUGUGUGUAUGUUCUCCGCGGACGGAGAACCUUUGUAGACUCAUCUCCCUUAUUUUGCUAAUAAAAACCAUUUACAAACCG